AUGCUGCAUCGCACUCCGAUUAGCGACUCCAAAGACGUUAUCGGUGUGAUACCUGCAAAUCACGUUCGCAAAAUCAGUCGAUCCGAUGCUAAUCCUAUCAAUAAGCCUAGGACGCAUCACGCUCCUUCAACUACCGAAAUGACUUUCGAAGAUCAGAGUAACGUUACCUCAACGACACAAAAGCUGAGUGUCAGAAUCAGAGCUGCAUGCUACGCGCAAGAUAAUGGUGGCUCGAAAACAUUGGAGAGGGAUGUUGUGCGUCUCAAAUCUAGCGGAGGCAGGAUGAGUUGCCAAAGACACAAGAAGGGACUUGAAGAUCUACCCCUCGAGAUUCAGGGCCUCAUAUUAGACUAUUUGUUUGGCGACAUACACUCGGUGACCUCUGCGGCAACCUCUUUGCAAUCUGGCGUCAACCGUCUAUCAUCAGCAAUGAGACAUCCGAGACGGAAAGCAUUGACAGACGUGGCACUUGUAUCACCCACAUGGCGUGAACUGCAGACCCGUGAAAUAACCGCCUCGCCAGUCAAGAUCAAAGGAAAUCGCACUGGUCUAGCAGAGUCCACGGAAUGGUUCUCCGAGAAUUUUCAGCUGACAAAACAUGUUCGUCAUAUUGAGUUCUGGGUGCCUGUAUGGGCAGACAAACCCCCUGAUUAUGAGAAAAGCCGAAUUAUGGAUGCUUCCAUCGGCGCUGCACCAACGCUGUCUCUCACCUGGCAACAUGAUCAUGACCCUAGCCUAUCAAAUUCCGCUGCUCUAGACAUCUACGACCAAUCCAGCCAACUGAUAUGUCAUACGGCUGAUGACCAAUAUCCUUUUACCUACUCAUUCAGCAAUGGUUCGACUUCGGCAACUCUCUCUGAGAUCUUCUCGCACAUUGCCUGCUUUUUCUCGCAAGCACGGAUCUUCACCUUGGAGGGAGGCCAUUGCAAGAAAUCGAACAUGAUCCGUCAAUUUCCCGCAGCUUUGUUUCCAACUCCAGGGCGCAGACUGGAUCUGCUGCCAAAUAUCAGGACGUUCUCUAUGAGAGGUGCUUGGAACAUCAUGCGGGAGUAUGAUCAUUGGAAGGUGAUUGAGAUGGCUUUACCUGGACUUCACGAGUGGCAUUGCAGCUAUGCCAAACCCAGAGCUGAAGCCUACAGUACGAUCAAUCUGAUCUUAAGCCAACUACCGACCAAACUCAGGCAUGUGAAUAUCAGUCUUGAUGGCUUCUACUGCAAGGACGGUGUAGAGGGAAAUGCAACCCUGGGUUCUUCUCCCCAAACCAAGUCUGCAACCCACCACCUAUGUGAGAGACUAGGCAGAAUCGCACCCCAAUUGGAAAGCCUGAACUUCACAGGUAGGAUCUGCGACUGCUUCUUCCGCACUGCAACGGAAGUUGCUCUCACGAGAAAAGAAGCAAGCCAGCUACGUGCUGUGGAUAUCGUGGUCAAAUCCUGCUGUCGCCCUGUCCUCGUCAAGAAGAAGCAAAAUCCUAGCGCUGAAGAGGACAAAGAAGGGCCACUCAUCGAUACCGAAGACGAGGCCGAUGACAACGAAGAAGGUACAAAAGAAGACGAUGACAUAGCAGUCGUUCCGGCAGUAUCUCCCACUAUCUCCUCUUCUACCAACAAGAACGUCCUCACUCCUCCAACCGCCGAAACACCCACCUCAUCACUCAAUCCCACCCCCACCCCAAGCCCUCAAAACCAACACCUCUACAUCUCCACCAUAACCGGGUCAAUCACCCAUCUCCCCUUCAUCCUCUCCUUCGAACGCCUCAUCCUCUCCGCCGUCAAAUCCCUAGACCUCUCCUCCUUCCCAUCUUUAUCCCGUAUCCGCAUCCGCUUCAUCGAUCUCGAUUCUGCUUGUCCGCUGCUGAAUCCGUAUUUCAUGUUCGAUGAUGGGUCGUCGUCAUCAUCUUCUGGUGGGGGAGGAGGGAGGUGUAGUGGAGUGUGGAACGAGGAGAUCUUGGAGGCGUUGAGGUUGAGCCGGCCGGGGACGAGGUGGUUGGAGGAUCUGGGCGAGAUUGGGGAUGGGGAUGUGGAUGGGGACGGAGAGGGGGAGGAGGAGAUCCGUGCUGAGAAGGAAAGCGGCUCGAGGCGCCAGCUUGGUGGAGGUGGAGGUGCGGGUGCCGUUGCCGUUGCCGUUGGAGUUGGCGUGAUCAGAAAGAAACCCAGAGCAAUCAGAUCGAGCGCUUACCGCGUCUUGGCCGCGGAUGCAAGAUGA
Messenger RNA from Endocarpon pusillum Z07020, 2205 nucleotides. RefSeq lists its product as uncharacterized. Bases 1 to 2205 code for a protein of 734 amino acids. Lineage: Eukaryota; Fungi; Ascomycota; Eurotiomycetes; Verrucariales; Verrucariaceae. The record is from RefSeq and is a predicted model, not a curated record. The transcript has 2 exons.